Molecule: messenger RNA, 645 nt
Organism: Musca vetustissima
Lineage: Eukaryota; Metazoa; Arthropoda; Insecta; Diptera; Muscidae
Exons: 2
Coding region: 1-645 (214 amino acids)
Source: RefSeq, a predicted model, not a curated record
AUGCGAACUUUUAUUCUAUUUUGUACCUUUGCAUUUACUGCUGCAGUUCCUAACGGCUACCACUAUGCUGGUCAACCCGGUGUACAAUAUUCGACGGCACCAGUUGCUGCUAAGGCGGUAGACAGCCUGCUGCAUCACAAUCCACAACCAUUGGUUACAAAAAAUUUCUUCAUACAUUCAGCUCCAGAGGAAGAAGAAACUGAAAUCGAACAUCAAGAUAUCGUUAUUGGUGUGCCCCGUAAGAAAUACAACAUUGUAUUUGUAAAAUCACCCGCCACUAAACAACAAAAAACCAAAAUCCGUGUCAUUCCUGCCAUUCAGGAAGAUAGAACCGCGAUUUAUGUUUUGACCAGAAAUACAGCCAAACCUCAAGUUGAAACCUAUGUUGAAGAACCCCACAUCACAAUGACAAAACCUGAAGUAUUCUUUAUUAAAUACAAAACAAAUGCUGAAGCUGAACAUGCUCAGCAUAGUAUUAGAGAUUCAUUUGAACAGUUGGGUGGUUCAAGCAGCAUAUCCAACCAGGGAAUAUCUCCAGUGUCAUCGUUUAUUGGAAGUUUAGAUAAUUUGCGACAUCAGGGUAAAUCGAUUUUUAAUACAAAUUAUGCAUAUGGUGCAUAUUUGCCAGCUGUAAUAAGGUAUUAG